Molecule: messenger RNA, 1342 nt
Organism: Mytilus trossulus (common blue mussel)
Lineage: Eukaryota; Metazoa; Mollusca; Bivalvia; Mytilida; Mytilidae
Product: substance-P receptor-like
Exons: 6
Coding region: 191-1342 (383 amino acids)
Biological process (GO): cellular response to hormone stimulus; G protein-coupled receptor signaling pathway
Cellular component (GO): plasma membrane
Molecular function (GO): peptide binding; neuropeptide Y receptor activity
Source: RefSeq, a predicted model, not a curated record
GACACAUUGUCUCUUACAAUAAUGAUAAGAAGUCGUUUUCGUCAAUUUUUCUUUAAGGUCGUUUAUGGAACCGAAACAUGCCGAACAGACUGACCAACAUCAGUAGCUCACUCCAGAUUUUCAAACUGAAAUUUUAUGUAUUGGAAAAAAAUACAUUAUAAUACCAGAAUAUUAAACGGAAUCCGGAAUAAUGAUGAUACAUUGCAAAAGUAUCCCAGGAGAACGCGUAAUUGUCAACAGUAGUGUAACAGAUCUUCUGAAACUAUUUGAUGCACCUGAAAUCCAUUCAAAACCGAUAUUAGAAGUCACUCUGAAGAUCAUAUUUUAUAUAAUUGCAAUUGCCGGUGACAUCGUAGGAAAUUUUAUAGUCAUUUUAAUUAUAAUAUGUCACAAGAAAAUACGAACAACUACAAAUAUUCUUAUCCUGAAUUUAGCAAUUUCUGAUAUUAUGGUGGCGUUUUUCUGUAUGUGGGUACAUCUUGGAAACCAGAUUUCUCCUAUGUGGCCAUUUGGUGCUUUUAUGUGUAAAUUUGCAACCUUUGUUCAAGUUCUAUCAGUUACACUCAGUGUUUUAACCCUAACCUGCAUAUCAAUAGAGCGGUUUUUAGCUAUAGUUUUUCCGCUAAAAGGAAAGAUGACAAUACGCGGAAUAUACAUAUCAAUUUCAGUAACAUGGCUAAGUUCGCUAGCGAUUGCUUCGCCACAUCUUUUUAUUCACGAACUGGUAGAGAUGCAGUUCCGGAACAGGAAAGACACAAUUUGUCAAGAGUCAUGGCCAAAGUACUACACUGACACUAAAUGUAAAACAGAAGAACCUGGGAAGAAAAUUUAUUAUACAAUUGAGGGCGUGGUCAUGUAUUUCAUCCCCAUACUUGUUAUGAUAGUUGCCUAUAGCAUAAUAAUUAUGAAGUUAACAUUUAGAAAAAUUCCUGGCAAUAUCACAACAAGUUCGACUUCAUCACAUGACAAAAUCAGAAGAAAAGUUAUUCGAAUGUUAUUGGUUGUUCUUUUAUCAUUUAUAAUAUGCUGGACACCCCAACAAACAUUUCUCCUAUGGGACGUUUACAGAAGCCGUAACGUACAAAUACCAAAAUACGUCAUAUCAUUAAAGUAUGCCGCUGUAUACCUUGCAUAUUUUAAUAGUGCACUCAAUCCUAUAAUAUACGCAGGGCUGAAUGAAAAUUUUAGAAAAGGCUUCAAAGAGGCGUUUAAAUGUCAACUGUGGGGGAAAAGAAAUCAAAUUCGUCCAGUUACAGGUCCAGUGACACCGUUAACUGUGAAUGUUUCCAGCUUUCAGAAUAUCAGUUCAGUUAUUACAGAUGAUGGAUUGGUUGAUUUAUAA